Candidozyma auris is the source of this 2025-nucleotide messenger RNA. It is a transcript of the gene ZCF9, whose product is annotated as Zcf9p. Gene Ontology annotation, molecular function: transcription cis-regulatory region binding; DNA-binding transcription factor activity. The coding region runs from base 1 to 2025 and encodes 674 amino acids. Lineage: Eukaryota; Fungi; Ascomycota; Pichiomycetes; Serinales; Metschnikowiaceae. The record is from RefSeq and is a predicted model, not a curated record. Gene Ontology annotation, biological process: positive regulation of transcription by RNA polymerase II. The transcript has a single exon. Gene Ontology annotation, cellular component: nucleus.
AUGAGAGGCACAGAAAGUGACGAAGGACAAAUGUCUCUACUGUCCGCCGUGUUUUAUUCCGAUUCAAUGUCUUCUAAUGGAUCGGAGCCAACAGUAUCGAACAUACAACUGGCAUCUACUCAUCAAGCAACUCCGAUAGUCAAGGAACCAGUUUUUAAUGACAGUCUUACGCCUUCGUUGGCUGCAAUAAUGAACUUCAUCAUGUCACCUUCGGAUGCGAGGCUUGAUGAGGCAUCUAUGGAACCCUUCUUGGGCACCCCCUUGAGCCCACUAGAGCUCAGCUUCCCUCCUGCAAGUCAGCUGCAAGAUGUAAAGGCAGAGCCCAUAUACGAAAAACAAAAAGAUUGCAAAACUCUCAGCCAUAAGUCAAAUGUUCCUGAUCCUAGUGCUCUAGCUUCGGAGCGGCGCUUGCUUCUUUCCGCUGAACAAGAGCAGAUACUCGUUCUCUAUUCCUGCCACACAUCAGUCAUCUUAUCAAUAAAGUGUGGUCAAAAUGAGAAUCCGUGGAAUGCGCUUUACAUACCUUUGGCUCGCGAAUAUAGCUUCGUCUUCAACUCUAUCGCAGCGAUGACACUAUUCCACCUUGCGGGAAAUGCAUCAGCUAUCACUGAGAGGGACAGCAUGCGUUCCAAGGGUUACUUUUAUAUGAAAAAAUGUAUUUUUGAGCUUGCUACAGGCUUGAAGAGUGUGGGGGAGGAACUGGAUGAAAUCUCGUUGCCUUUUGAUGUUGCGUUAAUGACAUGCUUGAACUUGGCGAUCAGUGAAUCUUGGGACACACACACUUCAAGUGGUAUAGCCCACCUCAAAGGUGCUAGAAGCUUGAUUCACAGGGCUUUGUCGCUUAUCAAAGAUUACUCUCUAAAGGUUGCAGAAAGUGAAGACGGCCCUCCAGAAGACCCAAAAUUCAAGAACAAGCUCAAGCUAGUGAGAGAAUACGAGUGGAGGCAAAUUGAGGAGGGAUCACAGAAAGAUAGGAAAGGCGCACCUCAAUACGAUUUCAUCGUUCCCAAGAAUCUACAGUUAUUAUUCAAUGAGUGGAUUUAUUUUCAUGUACUUUCCCAAAUGACAGUGCAGUCUGGACAAGACGAAAAGGGCAUUGAUCUUGUUGCAACAAUUACAUCAAUCAUCGACCAAACUCAUAAAAAUACCUUAAAGCAAAAGCACGACGUGAAGUUGUCUGAAAGGAAGGAAUCCCCAACAUGCUCUGAUUCUGAGCUGAGCGCCAGUGCUGGUGGCAUUUUUGAUAACUUCAAUUGUUCCUUUCAGAACACAGAUCUCAUUGAUCCACUAUUAGGAUGUGCUCAAUCUCUAUUCCUGAUAAUGGGAAAGGUUGCUAGCCUCAUCUCACAAGUCAGGAAGGAGAAAGGGAAACUGUUGUCAAGUACUUCCCGAAACAGUCUCUCGAUUAUAGGAAAAGCGUCUGAGCUUAGACAGAAACUAUUGGUGUGGAAACCAGAAGUAUCCAUUGAUCAAGUCGAAGGUCUUGGUGGCGAAUCCUGGGAUGUUCACUCUUGCAUCACCACAGCAGAGGCAUACCGCUUAGCCACUCUUUUAUAUUUACAUCAAGCGGUACCCGAAAUCCCACUGCUUCCUUCACAUCAAAUUGCAGAAAGGAUAUUCGUUCUCCUUGCGUCUGUACCAACAACGUCCAAUCUACACAUCGUACAUAUAUUCCCACUUUUGGUCGGCUCUUGCGAAGCUUGUCCAGGGGAGGAGAGGCUGUGGUGUGAGAAGCGAUGGACGUUUCUUUCUGAAAAACUCUGGAUAGGAAACAUUGACAGGGCAUUCGAAGUUGUAAAAGAGGUAUGGAGACGCAAAGAUGAGCAUUUACGAAAGAAGAGAAGACAAUUGGAAGAAUCCACCAUCACGCUACUGAGGGUAGGAGACGAUCUGCAAAAAAUUGCAAGUGAGAUCAACGGUUUGAUGUCUUCUCAGCAAAUUGACGAUGUAGAAGGCGGCAUUUGCAGCCACUUGCAUUGGAAUUCUGUGAUGAAAGAAUGGAACUGGGAAGUGUUUUUAGGAUGA